CUACCGGGCUUUAUUGGAACGAAUACACAAUUUCGUUUCAAUAGGUGUCGGUAAUGGGCGAAUGGUCCAAACACUUUGACCGUAGCGGGUUAAGAACGCAAGAGAAAUAGAACAUUUUAUACCAAAGGAAAACAAGCAAGAUGUGGGAAAACGUUUUUUAAAGAAACAAAUAAAUAAUGGCUUUAACAACAAAGCAAUGUGAGGUGUUGUUAGACAUUUUAGAUAAAAGUCAUGUGAGAACCAAUACUUUGGAAGCACUAAUUGACGAUAUUCACAAAAAGUUUGAUAGUUCGGAUUAUUUUAAAGUCGGAUUGUGCAUUGUUAUGCUAUUGCAAAAUGACUUUUUGUUGGAAACCGAUCAACGCUUGGCUGCAAUAACCAUUCUUUAUGAACUUUUCAAAGGUGAACAACUUGGAAACACUCCAUUUGGGAAUGUGUUUAUGCAACUUUUGCAUCCUCCAGAACAGCAUAGUAUUGUUGGGGCACCAAAGCUUGAGUACCCAGGUCAGUUACCAAAAUUGACUCAAGCUGAAAGACAUUUCAUCACACAGUUAAUAUCAGAUACUUCCAAGGAUGCACUGCUGAAGAAAACAGCGUUACAAGUGGUUAGUUUAGAGGCGCCCCCAAUCGCUAAUGCUGAUUUUAGCUCAGUGAAACUUACAAUUGCUGAAAAGCAGUCUGAGUUGCCAGAUACUGCUAAGACUGGUGUUCCAGUUAUUUUAUCACUGCCAAACAAAACUGCAAACAACUAUACUGAAGACUCAGAAACUUUAGCAGAUGUUGUAAAACAGUUGGCAACUGGUGAAAAUGCUCCAAUAAAUAAAGUUUAUAAACCAGAAUUUGUCACUUUGGCUCCCCCACUACAUAAUUGCCAAGAUGAGCCGAUUUGGUUAAAUCCUACUACCCCAAAAGAACAUUUGAUAGCAUAUGACGCCACUAUGUGUGUACCAGAUACGGCAGGCUAUGAAGCUAGACAAUUAAUGAACAAAGCUUAUAAAACUGCUCUGGCCAUUCCUCAACAACAGCAGCUUCUAGGUGAACUUGAAAAGGAACCUAAACUUGUGUACCACAUUGGAUUGACACCUUCCAAGUUGCCUGAAUUGGUGGAGAAUAAUCCCCUAAUUGCAAUUGAAGUUCUCUUGAAGUUAAUGCAAUCCAAGCAAAUAACGGAGUAUUUUAGUGUAUUGGUCAAUAUGGAGAUGUCACUUCAUUCAAUGGAAGUUGUAAAUAGGUUGACCACCACUGUGGACCUACCAACUGAAUUCGUUCAUCUCUAUAUUUCCAAUUGCAUAUCUACUUGUGAAACCAUCAAAGACAGAUACAUGCAAAACAGGUUGGUGCGGCUGGUAUGUGUUUUCCUGCAGUCUUUGAUCAGGAACAAAAUCAUCAAUGUUCAGGAACUUUUUAUAGAGGUUCAAGCAUUUUGCAUAGAAUUUAGUAGGAUCCGAGAAGCUGCGGCCUUAUUUAGGUUACUGAAGCAGUUGGAAUCGGGCGACCCCGCCCUUCUUUCGUCGCCGACCACUGGGAAUAAAAACAUUAUCGACAAAAAUUCUUGAAAUUCCAAAUAUGUUAUUGUAUUGUUAAAUAUAUAUAUUUUACACAAUCUGUGUUAGUGCAUAGUUCCCGAUUUCAUUUUUACUUUUUUGUUUUAAAGUAUGGUUUCUAAUUUUGUUGAAAUUAAAUUUUCAAUUUAUUUAUGACCUUGGUUGUAACAAAUGUUUUGUUUCAUGUGUUUUUGGCUCAUGUUAGUUGUUGAAUGACAAUUAUGGGAUACAAUUUGUAUUAGUUAGCCUUACUAUAAUUGACACUUAUUUUCGUCGAUUCCCACAGAAUAGUUUUGGUACAUUCAUGGUAAUGAAUCAUACAAUAUUAUAUUAAUAAUAGAGUGUUUUAGGUGAAAAAGAAAUUCCGUAUUUAAAUUCCUAUCUGUAGCAAAUACUAUUUGGUUACUGAAUAUAAUUAAA
Messenger RNA from Cylas formicarius (sweet potato weevil), 1964 nucleotides. RefSeq names its product CCR4-NOT transcription complex subunit 11 (gene Not11). The coding region runs from base 177 to 1556 and encodes 459 amino acids. The transcript is spliced from 9 exons. The record is from RefSeq and is a predicted model, not a curated record. Gene Ontology annotation, biological process: mRNA catabolic process; negative regulation of translation. NCBI's taxonomy places the organism in Eukaryota, Metazoa, Arthropoda, Insecta, Coleoptera, Brentidae. Gene Ontology annotation, cellular component: CCR4-NOT complex.